Drosophila subpulchrella is the source of this 2614-nucleotide messenger RNA. Its product is annotated as proton channel OtopLc. The transcript has 6 exons. Gene Ontology annotation, cellular component: membrane. Gene Ontology annotation, molecular function: proton channel activity. The record is from RefSeq and is a predicted model, not a curated record. Gene Ontology annotation, biological process: proton transmembrane transport. The coding region runs from base 94 to 2454 and encodes 786 amino acids. NCBI's taxonomy places the organism in Eukaryota, Metazoa, Arthropoda, Insecta, Diptera, Drosophilidae.
CUGUAAGGGCGCGGAAAAUCGCGGUCUAGGAGAUCGCUGAUCGAUCGCUUUUUAUCUGUCGGAUUUCAUAUAAUACUGCGCAUCGGCACGGAAAUGUCGCUAAUUAACUUGAAAUCGAAAGAUAUGUACAAUGAACCGAUUAACCUAUGGAGGACCAAGCAACGAGUCCAUUAUCACCACGAUGUGAUAUCGAAAGGAAAUGACAGUCACAGAUCCUCCGAUGCCUGUGAAUACAUAACUAUAACUGCGCCAAAGAAGUCAUCGUUCUCCAGAUCCCCGCCGAACUCCCUGCCCCCCUCGGUACCCGGAAGUCCGCGACACUCGGUGGCCGCCACCUCGAACCAGGUGGUCCGAUACGCCAGAACCUCCUGCGAUCACUGUGGACACCACAGUAUUCCGGUCAUGUCGCCGCAUCCCAUCUCACCGCUGGCCAAGUCCCAGACAAACCUGGAUCUCGUGGAACACGCCAGUCAGCGGCAGGCCCUCCUCCCACUGCCCACCAUACCGAUCCACCAUGAGGACUCCGCCUGCACCCUCCAGGUGUCCCGGAGGCCUUCGCUGCUCCUCCAGGAGAUCCUCAGGAAGGACGGAUUCCUGUCGCCAAGGAGCGCCAAAAAUGGUAACCUGCAGGGAACAGCGAGCGGCAGUACAGCGACCAUAAAUAUCCAGAGCGGAACCACAAGUGCCAGGAAUGGAUCCACGGCCUUUUUCGACAAUGGAGCCAAUAGUUAUCAUGCCAAGCAGCAGAAGGAAAAGAACCGACGCACAGGCAACGAUGCCAUAAGUUCAGCGCUGUCGGCAACCUACUGCAAACUUUUGGUUCUACUCGGCGUUUGUCUGCCCAUCACAGAGGUUAUAUCCGAUCAGAUACCGACCUAUGUGUACCAGGGAUUCUACGUGUACCUCUAUGUGGGCAGCAUACUCUUUGUGAUUUUCCUGUACAUAAGUGCCUUCCGAAAUCGAUCACUUUUCAAUGCUCUCAAGGACUAUCAUGAAAAGAACAGCAAUGUGCAUCUGAAGCAUAAGGUUACCCAUUUCGGCAGCUUUUACCUGCGAGUGGGAGCCAUUGCCUUUGCCAUUGGCACAAUGGUGUAUUCAGGUCUGGAGUUUGGCCAGUUUUUCGAGCUGAAUGGCCACCCAGGAUGUCGGGAUGUCUUCGUGGCCAUAACGCCCAUCUGCCGGAUGGUGCUGUGCAUCGUCCAGGUGCAGUUCAUCUUUCUGAACACUACCUACAUGGACAUGGCCCGGCACAAGGUGACCUCGAGAUUCGGCCUGAUGCACAUGGUGGCCACCAACCUGUGCGAGUGGCUGUAUGUCCUGGUGGAGGAGACCAAGCACGAGAUCUUCCACAUUGGCCAGCACGAAGUGGAUCCCGCCCACGACCUGGUCAUCCACAAUAGCACCGCUGGUAGAACCGAUUGGUUGGCGGUCAAUGAAUCCCUGCACCAUCACCAUCCCCUCCAUCCGCUGGACACCACCCUGCUGACCAAUGUGAGCUCUAUUAUUGCGAACGCGACUGUGGCUCCUUCGCCCACGGCGGCUGCUUUUAGUGGGUGCUCCCGCACCACCAUCAUGGGAGCUCUGGUCCAGCAGCUGUCCCCUUUCCUGUUCCCCUGCACCAUCGAGUACAGCCUGAUCUGUGCCGUAAUCCUCUUCGAGAUGUGGAAGACGGUCAAGUCCAUUCCGGACAUCGACAAGACCCGCAAGAAUUCGGUGAAGCCAGUGGCCGCCAAGCCCGCCCAUCACUUCUCCGUGGAUUGCUCGCAGUCGCACAAGGGUCUCUUCUUCGGCAUCAUGAUCAUUGUGAUGACCAUCAUCUCGAUGAUCAUGUACUUUGUGCUGUACACCCAGCCGGGAUACGAACUGGUGGCCACGCAGGAGGUCACUCUCUGGGAGACCUUCAUGUACUUCAUGUGCGCUUCGGCUGUGAUAACGGGCAUGAUCCUCAUGCGCGAUCUGCGCUACAUCAAGGACAACAGUGACGACCACCACUCGAUGGACCUGGACAAUCUGCUGCUGAUUGUGGCCCAAACGGGGGUCUACUUGUACGGAAUGUUCAGCAUCCUGGGCAGUUACUUUGCCAAAUGGGACACAGUGCCCGAUCGCGUGGAGGGCAUCAUAGCAGAGGUAUUUGGUGUGGUGCAGACCUCACUGCAGACCAUGUUCAUCCUGCACGCCAGCCAUCGGAGGUGCAAGGGGAACAAACAGGUGCGGAGGAAGCCGGGCAGGGAGAUCAUCACCUUCCUGCUGGUGGCCAACAUAGCCAUCUGGUUCGUGAACACCCUGAUCAAAGGACGCGCCGUCUUCCGGGAGACCCAUCUGGAGUUCUUCGGCGUCUGGGGCUGGACGAUCAUCACCCACAUCUCCAUGCCGCUGGCCAUUUUCUACCGCUUCCACUCCACCAUUUGCCUCUUCGAAGUCUGGAAAGUCACCUACAAGGCCAAGGCUCAUUAGUUGACCCAUACACGCCUGUUGAUUAGUUUUCUCUAGCUUUCCUUUGACUAAGUUAAUUUAAAACUCAAGCGAUUUCAUUCGAGCAUUAGUUAAUUUAUGUAUAAGUGCGGAAUUUGUUGACAUUGCUUGCACAAAAUAAAGAUCUUAUUUAUUCAGCGAA